AUGGACAGAGGCAGCAAGUGGGAGCGUCUGGCCGUCCUGACAGAGGAGCAGCAGGCUGCUGUCGCCGCUCUGGGUGCCGCCUGCUCCCAGCGUCCGGUCCCCGACGUGGUGCGUGAUUUUCUGGUGCUCCACCAAGCCAUGCUCCAUGGGGUGCUCGCCAGAGAGGCGGAGGGGCGUGAGCCCGCGGCCCCGCCGACCCCCUCCUCGCCCUCCUGGCCCGCCUCGCCGCGCGCCGGGGUCGACGCCGCGGCGCCCGCCCCCGCCCGCGACGUCGUGCUGCAGCACUCCUCCGACUUCUACGCCUGGCUGUCAGAGCUGGAGGCGGCGCGCGGGCGCGAGACCGCCGCCCGCUUCGGCACCUACCAGGCCGAGCUGGCGGGGCACCUGGCGGCCUGCGCCGGCGUGCUGGAGUCCCCGUGCCCCUCCACCGACGAGGGCGUGGAGGCGCUGGCGGCAGUGCGCUUCCGCGCGGUGGCCGAGCCGGCGCUGGGCCCGCUGCUGGCGGGCGUGGAGGCGCGCGCGGGCUCCCGGCCCGAGUACGCGCGCCUCCUCUCCGAUUGCCAGGGCUCCUACUGCGGCGCGCGCCUGGUGGUGCUGGCGCCAGUGGUGUACGCUGCGCUGGCCCGGGGGGCGGGCCUGCCACCGGGCGAGCAAAUUGCAGCCGCCGACGUGCUGCUGCGCCGGCUGUGCCGCGAGGAGGCCGCGCUGUUCCGCCGUUUCUUCCCCGCCAGCGCGCAGCGCGACGCGCUGGGGAGGCUGGUCGAGCCGCUGGCGCAGCGCGCCUACGACGCGCUGAGGCCGCGCGUCGUGGCCGAGCAAGCGCUGGACGCGCUCUGCACGGCGGCCGACGCGGCGGCGGCCGCGGCGGCGGAGACGCGCGGCGGCGGCGCCGCGCCGGCCGACGAACUGGUGGCGCCCACCUUCCGCCGCGUGCUCGCCGACGUGCGCGAGCGCCUGACCUUCCGCGCGCAGGCCUUCAUCCGCGAGCGUGUGGCGGGGCACGCCGCGGUGCCCACCGACUUUGACGGCUACUAUUCGCUGGAUGGAAGGGGGCAGGGAGGGGUGGCCAGGGCGGUGCAGGGGGCGGGCCCGCCGGCUGCGCGCCAGUAUCCCCCCGGCUCCGCCACGCUGGCGCUGCUGGGCCAGCUGGCGCCGCGCCUGGACGCGCGCAUCUUCGCGGGGCUGGCGCACGAGGCGCUGGCCGCCGCCACGCUCGCCGUCCUUGCCGGCAGCCGCGCUGUGGCCAAGCUCCCCGGGUGCACCCCCCUCCAGGCCCAGCUCUUCGGUGUGUCCCAGCUGCUGGCCCUGCGCGAGGGCGCCGUGCGCCACCCCACCACCUUCGCCGUGGUGCAGCGCGACCUGGACUUUAGCCACACGCGGGAGACGCUGCGCCGCGCGGCCUCGGGGCAGCUCCCACUCUUCACGCUUUCCUCCAGCAACGCGGUGCUCCAGCUGAUGAGCCGCGGCGCGCCGCGCCUGCUGGAGAGCCGGUUCGACGCCAAGAAGGAGCUGGAGCGAGAACUCAAGUUCAGCUGCGAGUCCUUCAUCAUGUCCGUGACCAAGCUGGCGGUGGAGCCGGCGCUGUCCUUCAUGAGCAAGGCGGCGGCCGCGGGCAAGGUGCCGGCCGCGCCUGCGGGCGGUGCGGGGGCGGACAAGGAGGCGGCCGUGGGCACCAAGCCCUUGCACCAACUGGCCUUUGCGUCCCCGGAGCGGGUGGCGGAGCUGAGUCAGCGCCUGCGAGGCGCGCUGGCGGGCGUGCUGCCGGAGGCUGCGACCGCGCUGAGGGCUUCGCUGCCGGAUGGAGGCAGCCGGUCGGCGCUCGCCGGCCCCAUCGCGGGGAACGUCGCGGAGGCCCUUGGGCAGCUGGAGGACCUGCUGGCCAGGGAGUUCCCGGAGGGCACCCUGGACCCGGCCAGCGUGCUGACCAGGGACGAGGUGGCGGCGGCGCUGCGUGUGCUGGGCUGA
Molecule: messenger RNA, 1965 nt
Organism: Auxenochlorella protothecoides
Lineage: Eukaryota; Viridiplantae; Chlorophyta; Trebouxiophyceae; Chlorellales; Chlorellaceae
Product: Conserved oligomeric Golgi complex subunit 3
Exons: 8
Coding region: 1-1965 (654 amino acids)
Biological process (GO): intra-Golgi vesicle-mediated transport; intracellular protein transport; Golgi organization
Cellular component (GO): COG complex; cis-Golgi network; membrane
Source: RefSeq, a predicted model, not a curated record